CGCUAAGUCCAUUCCUCUCUCUCUCUCUCUUCAAUCUCUUCUCCUUUAGACGCGGAAAGUCCAGGCCAUCAGUCUCCAAAUCAAGAUUUCCCACGUUUGGACUGGAAGAAUUUCUAGGGUUUAUCUACAAGGCUUUGAGAAAAAGAAAAAGAAACUGGAGUUGCCAUUUUUUUUUUUUUUUUUUGUUAGGUUAAUUCUUUCUCAAUCCAAGCAACAAGGAUGAGACGGCAGGGGCAGUAUGCAGAUUCCAGAGUCAAUCCAUUGGUUGCUGCUCAUAUGCAGCAAAUGUCUGCUCAAAGAAUGCAACAUAAUUCUGCAAUGAACCAUUUUCCUGGAAGGCCAGAUGCUUUCCCCACUGAUGAAGAGCAUAAAUACAUCUCUUCAAAAGCAGAGGGACAAUGGCAAUGGGAUAGAGAUGGACCAAAAGGAUCGGAUGCAUUGCCUUCACAUCUAUACAAAGAUGGUCAAGGGAGCGAUGCAGCUCGGUCAUUGUUUCAGGGUCAAAGAUCUGAUUCAAAGCUGGGUCUAGACAAACAAGCGAACAGAGACCCAAGAGCCCAGUCCCAUGAGCAAGAUAUGGACGUUGGAUAUGAGGAAUCUUCUCUGCCACAGACAUUUGAAAGCCUUGAACAGAAAUUCCUUGAUGAGAUUAUGAAAUUAACCAAGGAGCAGCAGGAGGCAGAGGAUGCAGAAAAUGCCAGGCACAGGGAGAGAAUUGGCGAGAUCAAUGCUCAUUAUCAGGAGAAGCUGACAGGGAUUCGAGUGCGUCAAGCUGCCCUCAGAGAUGAGUUCCUCCACAGGGAAUCACAGGUUCGCCAUCAUCAGUACCAGCAAGCUGGGUUGAGCCCCUACCAGAAUAGCGCUGGCCCAAGUGAUGCCCGUGGGUAUGGUACUGCUGCUGGUGCUGCCUCCAGUGCAGGCCAGCUUGACUCCUACAGGGAGAGGGUGCAGUAUCUAGAGGGUGCUCGGAAUCACAGCUUUGAGUCGAGGGGUCCUUACCCUGGCGGCCGUUCUUACGAUUCUGGCAAUCGCUAUUACUGAGAAUCACAUUCCUACUUUUGUUUCCUGCUGCCGUUUGAGCUUCAGUAAGUAGGGAGUAACGCUAAUUCCAGAUGCCCUUUCUUCAAACACCAAACGCAAACAUGUCACAUCGCCAACAUCAUGUGUUGGAUCUGGAUUUGAUGGGGUGGUAGGGAUGGUGCAUAUGUUCCAUACUAAAAUCUGGUGGGAUGCACGUUCAAUAGAUAGACGGACAGCUAGGAAAGUGAUAAGCAAUGGUCACGCGUGUUGAUUGGCUGAUGAAUGGGUGGGUCUGUUUUCUAGUAUAGGAUACAUCCACCACUAUGCAUGUCCCCGGAUCCCACAUUCAUGUGCCACUGUGGCCAGUGGGUGCAUUUUUGUUUGAUGGUAGAAGACAAGGGUGUCUGAUCAAACCAAGGUAUCUUUUUUCAUUUGCUCAAACCCACAUAUACAUAUCUUCUGUUGUAUGGUUGCCAGAGCAGUUUCUAGUUGACGGGCAAUUUUAUGCGGGUUUCUGCUGUUAUUUUAAAUUUAAAUUUAUUUAUUUA
This is a messenger RNA of Magnolia sinica, 1568 nucleotides long. RefSeq lists its product as uncharacterized. The transcript has 4 exons. The record is from RefSeq and is a predicted model, not a curated record. NCBI's taxonomy places the organism in Eukaryota, Viridiplantae, Streptophyta, Magnoliopsida, Magnoliales, Magnoliaceae. The coding region runs from base 220 to 1041 and encodes 273 amino acids.